AGCCCUCUGGAUUACCUGAGGCAUAAGGCCCGUGAAGCUGCCCGUGAAGCUGCCUUGGCAGACACGGGCACCAGCGCGGCAUCUAAAAUGGGUAACAAUGCCGCGACCGCCAACAAGAAGGUCGACGCCGCCGAGAGCGUCAAGGAAUUCCUCGAUAAAGCGAAGAAAGAGUUCGAGGACAAGUGGAAGAAGAAUCCGACCAAUACCGCCGCCUUGGACGAUUUCGAACGUAUCAAGACCCUCGGCACCGGUUCGUUCGGUCGCGUGAUGAUCGUUCAGCACAAACCCACUAAAGAGUACUACGCCAUGAAGAUACUCGAUAAGCAAAAGGUCGUAAAGCUGAAACAGGUCGAGCAUACGCUCAACGAGAAGAGGAUACUGCAAGCUAUCAGUUUUCCAUUCCUCGUAUCGUUGCGUUUUCACUUCAAGGACAACUCUUACCUGUACAUGGUGCUGGAGUACGUGCCCGGUGGCGAGAUGUUCAGCCACCUGCGCAAGGUCGGCCGUUUCUCCGAGCCGCACUCGCGUUUCUACGCGGCUCAGAUCGUCCUCGCGUUCGAGUACCUGCACUACCUCGAUCUUAUCUAUCGGGACCUGAAACCGGAGAAUUUGCUAAUCGACUCGCAGGGCUACCUCAAGGUCACCGAUUUCGGCUUCGCCAAGAGAGUGCAGGGACGAACGUGGACUCUGUGCGGCACGCCGGAGUAUCUAGCGCCCGAGAUCAUUCUCAGCAAGGGUUACAACAAGGCAGUGGACUGGUGGGCACUGGGCGUGCUGGUCUACGAGAUGGCCGCUGGCUAUCCACCAUUCUUCGCCGACCAGCCGAUCCAGAUCUACGAGAAGAUCGUGAGCGGCAAGCCACGCUUCCCGUCGCACUUCGGCUCUGACCUCAAGGAUCUACUGCGCAAUCUGCUGCAGGUCGAUCUCACCAAGAGGUACGGCAACCUCAAGGCAGGCGUAAACGACAUCAAGGGCCACAAGUGGUUCGCCAGUACCGACUGGAUAGCCGUCUUCCAGAAGCGAAUAGAAGCGCCAUUCAUACCGCGCUGCAAGGGACCAGGCGACACCAGCAAUUUCGACGAUUACGAGGAGGAGACCCUGAGGAUCUCGCUGACGGAAAAGUGCGCCAAGGAGUUCGCCGAGUUUUGAACGCUGCGCCAGGUCAGCAAGUUGCUCGCAACCGGAGGUGGUGGAUACGCACGUCGUGUCGCGCCUCAUCGUCGGGUUGACGCGGCACGGCGCUCCUUCGUCAUCGUUCGCCGUCAUCGCCGUCGUCACGUUGGUGAUUCGCUUUUUUUGCGAGAGAGAAAGAAAGAGAGAGAGAGAGAGAGAGGAAGAGAGUAAAAGAGCGGGAGAGAAAGAGUGAAAGAGAAAGAGAGAAAGAGAAAAGAGUGCAUCUGUGUGUGUCAGCGCGCGCAUCCGCGUGUAAUAUAUGAAAGCUGUUGACUAGGCGAAAAACGGAGUGAAGUUUUUUCCUU
Messenger RNA from Acromyrmex echinatior (Panamanian leafcutter ant), 1478 nucleotides. RefSeq names its product Protein kinase, cAMP-dependent, catalytic subunit 1. Gene Ontology annotation, cellular component: cAMP-dependent protein kinase complex; nucleus; cytosol. The record is from RefSeq and is a predicted model, not a curated record. Gene Ontology annotation, molecular function: ATP binding; cAMP-dependent protein kinase activity. NCBI's taxonomy places the organism in Eukaryota, Metazoa, Arthropoda, Insecta, Hymenoptera, Formicidae. Gene Ontology annotation, biological process: protein phosphorylation.